AUGGACGGAAUCACUCCCCUCUCCAUGAUCUACGAUCCUCCUGAAAUCCGUACCACUCAGAUUCGAGAGGUGAUGCCUGUAAGUCCAUUUUCACGCAUAAGAUCCAUCAUCUUGACGUCGCUAUCGCGCGCUACGCCAAACGAGCGGCUACGAGUUCGGCCGAUGAUCGGAUCGUUGGUGCUUCUCCUAGCAACAAUAGCCUUAACGCAUGCGACUGCUUUAUCCAUCAACAAUGGAGUCAAAGGUCAGCCCAAUAUUUCCUGUGGAACACGAACGGUUACAGUCACUAUUGAAACCGAAAGACAAUUUUUCGGGAGCAUCUACGUAAAGGGGUUCUUUAACCAUCCCGCUUGUCGGCUCGGAGGUAACUCGACCACGUCGAUGACGAUUGAUGUCCCAGUUGCAUCAACAUGCGGUAUGCGAAGGAGAAGAGUAGCGAAUCCACGAGGUCUCGUCCUGGACACGACGAUCGUGGUGAUGUUCCAUCCGAUAUUCAUGACCCAAGUUGACAAAGCUUAUCAUAUUCAAUGCAACUACAUGGAAAGUAAUAAAGAGGUUACGCAAGCAUUGGAUGUUAGCAUGCAAGCUCCUACUGAACUACCGCAAAGCACUGGCUUAAUGGAUGAUCGAAAAGCACCACUGUGUAGAUAUGAAGUACUUACCAAGGAUCAAAAUGGAUCUCCGGUAAUGUUUGCAACGAUCGGAGACAUUGUCUAUCACAAAUGGAGUUGCGACUCGGACGAUAGUGUGCAAUACUGUAUGACAGUUCAUUCAUGCACUGCAGAUGAUGGACAAGGCAUUGGGCAACAACUAAUCGAUGAAAAUGGAUGUUCACUCGACAACUUCUUGCUGAAGAAUCUCGACUACGGUGAUGAUCUCGUAGCUGGGCAAGUGGCGCACGUGUUCAAGUUUGCCGACAAGCCAACUAUUUUCUUUGCUUGCAUGAUACGGUUGGAGAUUAAAGAUGAUGCAAGCAGUCCUUGCAAGUCCAUCUACCUCGAUUCUUCCCAUGAUGUGAUCGGCCCAUCUAAGCUUCGCUUUCGAUAUAUAUUCCGCUGGGUCGCGAAGACGGGACUUGCUGUCGAAGCUGUGAAGACCGCGAAGAAGUUGUGUGCGCCGGAUAAACUUCAGAAGAGACCUCUCAAGGAGUCUGUGGACCAGAACAGACCAGGCAGAAAGGAAGAUGGGAUUAUAGAUAUCACAUCGACGGCAUCCGGUGAUGAUGAUUACCAAUUCGUUCGUUCACAGCGAGAUACGCGACAUGCACUCAACCUCGACGUCUCAGCUCCUUCGCUCGAAGUUAUCGACUUGCCUGAACUAGAUACAGAUGUUGACAAAUUGCGGAAUGAGUCGCCUUCACUUCGAGAAGUCAAGGUUGUCGCUACACCUUUCUGCAUGUGCAUCACUAUCGAUGUAGGAGUGGUGAUACCAAGAGGUAAUGUGUCCUAUGCUGGAAGUAUCGCAUAUGAGACGAGCGCAGCCGCUUUGGAAAUUGGACGAGAAGAAGUUCUCCGUCAGCAGUUAUUAGAUGGCCAUGAUUUCAGAUUUCUAUUCGCAUCCAGCAAUUGUUCCGAUGUCCAGGCUGUGGGUUCAGCUGCGAAACUAAUUUUAGAGCAAAAGAUUUUCGCCUUAAUUGGUCCAGCCUGCAAUUUAGCUGCCGUCGCUACGGCACCAUUAUCCACCUAUUUUAACGUACCAACGUACGUAUGGGGUUUAACGACGUCCAGUGCUAUUAACAUUAAGAAGUAUCCAUCAGUGAUAACAAUGACGACGACUGGAUCUCAUUCUAUGGAAAGGAAGUCCUGGUUCCUUCUGACUGCGAAAAUCUCCUGUGAAACAGUUACAAACAGGGAGUGCAGCAGUGCUGUUCACCAAGAAGAAAUGCAUACCUACAUGUGUGCCAUCUAA
Molecule: messenger RNA, 1908 nt
Organism: Necator americanus (New World hookworm)
Lineage: Eukaryota; Metazoa; Nematoda; Chromadorea; Rhabditida; Ancylostomatidae
Exons: 17
Coding region: 1-1908 (635 amino acids)
Biological process (GO): signal transduction
Molecular function (GO): signaling receptor activity; peptide hormone binding
Source: RefSeq, a predicted model, not a curated record